This is a messenger RNA of Anneissia japonica, 6672 nucleotides long. RefSeq names its product cilia- and flagella-associated protein 410-like. Gene Ontology annotation, cellular component: U4/U6 x U5 tri-snRNP complex. The record is from RefSeq and is a predicted model, not a curated record. NCBI's taxonomy places the organism in Eukaryota, Metazoa, Echinodermata, Crinoidea, Comatulida, Comatulidae. Gene Ontology annotation, biological process: cytoskeleton organization; mRNA splicing, via spliceosome. The transcript has 6 exons. Gene Ontology annotation, molecular function: protein binding. Bases 240 to 947 code for a protein of 235 amino acids.
ACUUUGAAAGCUUGUUGAGUAGUUGGUAGUUAUUGGUUGUUGCAUCGAAGAAGUCACACCGAUGCCAUUGAUUGAAAGUAUUGGACAGUUAAAAGGGUCAGUUAGUACCCUGAAAAGUUAAUCUUAACAACUUUAAUAUUGGAAUCAACAGAUCCGUGCGAAGACGAAUUCUGCUUUGAAAAUAGCUCAGUCCUGCGUUGCUUAUAUUUCACUUCAAUUCAGGGACCACCAGACGAACGAUGGUGAAGCUUACGGAGGGGCUGGUUCUUGCUAGAGCUCGGGCUUCGGAUUUGGAGAAUGUUCGAAAGCUGAAUUGCUGGGCAGCUUGUUUGACAGAUGUGUCGAUCUUGAGACAGAUGCCUAGUCUGGAGGUCAUCGGUUUGAGCGUCAACAGCCUCACGACCUUAGAAGACUUCUUGCACUGUCCAAACCUUGUAGAGUUAUACAUAAGAAAAAACUGCAUCGCAGAUUUAUCCGAGAUUUGGCAUCUUCGAAAGCUGCCGAAACUGCGAGUGUUAUGGCUAGCUGAUAAUCCGUGUGCGGCGGGAGACAUGUACAGAAUGACUGUUUUGAAGAUCUUACCAAAUCUACAGAGAUUAGAUAAUGUUGCUGUUACGUCAGAGGAAGUUCACAGGGCGUUAGAAUUGGGUGAUGAUUUACCGUACCCCCUCACAAAAUGUAAUUCAAACGGCAAUAUCUCUUUGUACAAGGACAAGCCUGACGGCCCUAUUGAACUCAGUCUUGGAGAAACAAAUAAGAUUAGGCAACAGUUAGGGCUACGAGCACUGCCAGCUGAAAAGAUAUCACCUAUGAAGAGCCAUCAUCGCUCUGGAAAAUCAAGGAAUUCCAAUGUGCUGCAGGCGGUACUGGCGUUAAUCAAGGAGCUCGAUCAAGAUAGUCUGGAGGUUGUCGCGAAUGCUUGCAGGGAUAAGCUAGAUUCUUUGUAGAAAUAUUACAAUUUUCUGGAAUGUGGAACACUUUAAACGAGGACUGUGGUAUGGUUGUAAUAACGGGUCACAGGAUUAUGUAUCUUUGCUUAAGAUGUCGGAAUAAAUAAAUGGGGUAAUAAAUAAAACUGAAAAACUAUGUUCGAAAGCACUGGUUUCGGUACCGUUUGUAAAUUUAAAUUGUUACUUUUAUAAAUACUAUACAGUAUUAAGAUUCAAGAUUUUCUUAUCAGUCAAUAUCAUAACAUGAUGAAUGAAAAUUGUUUCCUUGGUGAAAAUAAAUGAAGUUAUUUUAGUUAUUAUGGAUAAUAUUUUUAAUUUAACUGACAUUUUUAAAUUUAUUAUGUUGUUAUAUUAUUUUAUUUAUUUUUUUAAUAAUCAUAAUUUAUAUAAAGAUUUUCAUAAUUUCUAUUAUUCAAAGUAGUAAGGUUCAUUGAUAGCAGGACAAAAUUUAUUUGAUACCUAAGAAAAUUGCUGUUUUAAUAAGAAAAUACUACAAAGUGAGAUGCUGCUUGGUAGUUUAAUGUUCAAAUAAGAGAUAGUAAAUAAGAGAGGACCAUUAUUUAUUCAAAUUUUGUGGCAAUUGGUUUGAAAAAAGCAAGGGGAAUUCCCCUUCCCCAUGGAAAUUUGCUGAGCUAAAAGAUUACAAAAACUAGUUAAACAUCACCUCAUAUCUUCUUAUUUUGCACUCCACCCCCAAAAUAAUUCCCCUAAAUCAAGCUCCCACUUGAAAAUUUCCCCCUCCCAAUACUCCUUGAUACGCCCCUGCCUUUCANNNCCCCCCCCCCCCACCUACUUCCAAGUCAAUACUCCUUGAUACGCCCCUGCCCUGGUGGUGCCCCUCAGCCAAUUUUCUCAAUUACUCCUCCCUUUCGGUUACUUUAAUUCAUUUACAUGCCUUUCCAUUCACUGGAAUUUUUGAUAAGAUUUAUUUGACAAGAUAUUUCUUGUAGCAAUCAAUACCUUUAGGUGUGAACGAAGUGUAGAGUUUAAAAUCAAUGAGGAGAUUUAACAAUGAAUUCAUAUAAUUUUCAACUCUAGGUUUUUACAAUGUAUGCUCAGUUUUGAUCUGUGUGUAGUGAAGGAUCUCUAACAUUCAACGAUGCAGUGUUUUUUAUAACCUUUUCAUAAUAUGGUUUAUAGAAUUUCUUCUUCUUUUCUUUUUUUCAAACUAAAAAAAGAAUGGUUUGUAAAAAGCCAAAGAAAAGCUGACGACGUUUUUACAGUAUUCCUUGAUUUGUUUAUAACUAAUUAGAUAAAUUGAUAGAUAUUUAUCAAAUGCUUGAAUUUAUUUGUAUGUAAUUAUUGCUCAAUAUUUAUAAUAAAUGAAGUGAUUAUAUAAUAUAUUAUAUUAUAUAGUGGCUCUGUUAAGACUAUGUUUAAAUCACGUCUGAAAAAAGUUGUAAAAUAUUAAAAUUGUAGAAACUGGUAUGCUAGUGCCAGAUUGAGAUUCUAAGCCACUUGGCCGAAGCCUUCGAGUAUGAAGUGAGCUCAUGAUAGUGAAGAAUUAUCCUCAUUUACAAUCAAUCGCUUGUGUAAAGCUCUGUCAAGACUACCAAAUUUUAAUUUCCAAAAAAAAACUCUUGUGUGCCCAUAUAUAGUCAUUAUGUGCCUAUAUAUGGUCAUGAUGUGAUGUCAUCAUGACCAUAUUUAGGCAUGAUGUGCCUAUAUAUGGUCAUGAUGUGAUGUCAUCGCGACCAUAUUUAGGCAUUUCACAUGUUUAUGUCAAAUAAAAUGAAUAGUCUGGAGAAGGCUUAGAAGGAAUGAUUGAAUAUUUUGACCAGAGUUGAAGGUAAUUUAAAGAUAGCAGUGGCAGAUCUACUGUAAAGGGGGGUGAAUAUGGUGGCUAGCUACCCCCCUUCGGUUACUGUGAAAAAAAAAAUGGUCACUCUUCUUGAGUGUGCUUCUUGUGUAUACAUGUUACGUGUAGUACUCUGUUGAAAAAUGCACUUUCUAUUUUAAGCUUAACUUCUUUUCAGAUGCCAUCUAAGAGCGUCUAGCCAUCUACUAAUUCCAAACAAAAUCUCAAAUGAGAGGGGACCCCCCUCCCAAAAUUGCUCUUCCUGCUCGCAUUAUCCACCCCCAUUGCUAAAUCCUAGAUCCGCCACUAAAUAGCACCUUGGUUAUUAAUGCAUAAAGUCUAGAAGUGAGAGAUUAGAUAGAAACUUAACAGAUAUAAAUAUUAUAGAUAAAUUAUAUUAGAUGAUAUAUGUUUGCUAAAGGCAAAAAAAAUUAUUAUUAAGAUUAAAUUACGCUUUGUUGAUUAUAGAUGUAUUUGGGAUUAAUUGUUUGUGACAUGAGGAACUUACUACGAAAUUCCUCCACAUUGAUUUAAGCAUAGAACUAAGAAACAGAGACAGCUAGUUGAUUGUAAUUUAUAGCAAAAUUAUUGGUAUAAAUCAUUACUAUACAUUGGUAUAUUGAUGCUAAUUGAACACUUGACUUUGUUACUCAUUAGAUUGUUGACCUUUGAACUGGUACCUUGUAAAUAUAUGUUAUUACAAAUGAUACCUACAUAAUAUACAUAGUAUACUGUACAUUACAUUUUUUCUUGACAUUGCCCGUUAAAUGCUUCCGUCAUAUCAAAUAUACUGGUUAACCAAUUGGUUUUUAAAUGCCAACUUUAAAUGAUUGUAUUGAACAGAAAAAUAGUUAUCAAUUGGUCUGUGGAUGAUCUGUACAACAUACUCUAAUUUUUCUUAUGAAAAGUGAUUCCUUCAUCUGAAGAUGAAUCACUCUGUUAUGAAAAGCAAACUUCUUGCAUAUUUCACACAUUCAUAUUAUGUACUGUUGCUACAUGAUGUAGUGGAACAAGUCAUCUCCUGUUGCUACAUUGGCUACAUAAUAUAAUGGGACAAAUCGUUUCCUCUUAAUUGGACAAUUUGUUUACCUUGUAUGUUGUUCAACAGGCAAUCAUUAUUUUUUUUUAAAUAGAAAUUAGAAAUAAUACUGUACAUUCAAAUUUAAUUCUGAGCCAUUUCCAGUCAUCUACCAUAGGUGUGCUGUAGCCAUACAAUCUUGUACCUUAGCUUCAAUGAUGGUGAGGCUGAGCAGGUUUAGAUCCUCGCUCUGUAAAAGUUCUUUCCUUCUGGGCCCCUUUAUUUUGAAUUCCUAGAUCUGCCCCUGGGACAAGUAACCUCCUUUAUGACGCAAUUCUAUGGAGAAUGCAACGCCCCAACACGUGCGCAACAGAUCGUUUUUAAUGACAACCCGUCCAGACUGCCCCCAAUAAUCAGCAGACAGCUUCGCAUCGUCCAACGGUCAUAGAGAGUGGAAUUGGAUUCAUCGUACGACUGUUGUACAAUGCAGUGAGUUUCUGGCUUAAGUUUUGACUUGGCCCUUUGAGCGAAAAAAGUAUGCCUAUUGUAUCGGGAGGAACAACUCACAUCCAGAGCGAUUGCCGCUAGUUUGAUUGCCACACCGUACAUUAUUCUGUUUCCUUCCCUUGAAUUCAUAUGCAUGAUAUUGAGUGUUUUUAUGUAUAAAAAUAAUUAUUCUCCAUUGUUUAAAAGUUUAAAUUAACACUUAUUUUCACCGAUUAGUGACCGAUACUGUAUUUCUUAAAGUGUACAUAGUAGUAAUGUUCCCAUUCAAAGAUUGCUGAUACCAUGCCAGCUAGAGAAACCAUAGAAAUUGCUAAAUUUUUGCAUGUUUAAAAAUGAAAUUUGUAUUAACAAUUGUUUACCAAGAGUUGUUUACUGUAAAUUAAUAUUAGUACAUAUGUAUAAGGCAUUAUAAAGGAACUUAAAAAUAUUGUAUAAAAAUACUUUUUACUUUGGUGAACUGAGAAAAUUCUAUUCUGUAAAAUUAUUAUUAUGCUUGUCACCUUAUUACCUUAUUUGUGUCAGAUCUGUUUCAAUAUUUUUAAUAAAUAUUUAGCUAUGAAAUCUAAGCAAUUUAAAAAAUAAAACCAAUUGCUGUUGCGGUUUUCUUAUGCUUGCUUUUGGAUGAGGUGGAGUUUUUUUUUACACUUUGAGACUUGUCCCCAGUCACAUACAGAUAAAUAAGGUGUACAUGGGUUUGUUGCAUUGGUACCGUACCUGUCAUAGAUACCCUGUAAAACCUUGAAUUGAAGCCCUGAGCUUCUUUUCAUUGCGAACUUUGGAUGGGCUUCUUUUCGAGGCUACAUUUGCAAAGUAAAGAGGGGGCUUCUUUUCAAACUGAAUGCUGUGAAUGCUGUGAAUUUAUCCUAUAACAUAAUAAAUAAAGCCACUGUAAGUGUAACAUCAAUCAGUAUCAUGGAUUGGAUUUAACUGGCAUUAAAUCACCUAAACUACUGUAUAAACCAAGCUUGUUUUUAAUUUAUUUUGUUUUUUGAAAUUCAUGUACAGUGUAUGUACUAAACUAUCUCGAAAAGAAGCCUAUGUUAUCUUGAAAAGAUGCCCAUGGUCUUCAUUUCGAGAUGGGCUUCUUUUUCGAGGCUAAUUUUGCAAACUAAAUAGGGGGCUUCAAUUUGAGAUGGGCUUCAUCUCGAGAUAGUCCAUUGGGCAUCAAUUCGAGGUUUCACGGUAUUGGUUAAGAAUGUAUAUAAUUCUGUAGGAACAACAAUUAUCGUGAGUGGAAAUAAUGUUCUCGCAUAACUCUUUUGUGAGUGUUUUAGGAUUCUAUUCCCUCAUACUGUAUAAUGUAAAUUGAAAAGAUGUUGAAGUUCAUUUUUGUGGUUAUUUUAAAAUAUUAAAGAAGAAUAAACUAGAGGAAUACUAUUUCAUCAUAAAAGUUUUCAUUAUAGUUCUAAAAUGUAUUGUUUAGUUUUAUAUUAUGUAAUUUCUAUUUUUGUAAGUUUUUGUUUUCUGCAAAUUGUAGGCCUAUUCUUGAUAGUUAUUAAUUUGAUGGAGGUUUGAGGUGUGUGCAAUUACUAUUUAUCUGUAAAUUACUUAUGUUAAUUCAAAUCUUUACACUUCUUUGUACCUCAAUUGUGCAGAAAUAUUUUUAUUCUAAAAAAAUUGUUUAAUUUUCUGAGGUUACCAUAAAUGAUCAAAUAAGUACCUUUCUAUUGGUUGGGACUACCCUCAAUGGUGUUUUGUUACGCCCAGGUUUCCCCGGGGCCAAUGGUGAGUUUGUGUUCGAUUUUCAUUAUGUGGCCAUUGUGCUUGUAUAUUUUUUAUCAUGUGGUACCCAAAUGAAUAAUUAAAAUUGAAAUUUCUCAAAUUUGCGUUGCUCGCCAAGAAUGCUUUUAACGAUACAUUCUGUUUUGAAUAAAUGCUAAUGUUAUUAAGAAUCUAUUAAACCACAGAUCUCUCACGAAAUAUUACUAAAAUGAAAUUGUUUCUUAAAGAAUGUCAUAUAUUCAGUAUAUCUAUUAUAAUCAGCGGUAAACAAGAACAUAUUGGGGAUUAAACGAACAAAUUUGGAAUAAAGGGUGGGACUAUUUUAAGCACUGGAUAUCCUUUCGAGAUACCGUAGUGCAUUAAGAUAGCAAGAUUGAAGUUUAAGAUUAGGUUCAAGCCAACACUUUCGGAUUUACUUAAUGUUGUUGCAACAACCGCCUAUUUUGAAUCUGCUUUAGUGGUGGCAUUGCACUGCCCGUUCAACACUGGUUUAUACCCUUAAUCCAUCAUUGACCAUGUAUAUUUUUGUAUUGUAAACUUGUUUAAAAGGAGACAUGGUACUGUUUUACGAGAUACAUUAUUAAUCGUAUGAUACUUAGCAUGCAAUUCAGUUCAAAGUCUUGUGUUGGCGGUGUGCUGUGUUUAUGCUUGUAAAUAAAUUUUCUGUUACAACUUGA